GUCAUUAAAAAACCAACAAAAAGUAAAAUAAGAGAGAUAUAUAUGUGAAUUAUUAAGCUAAUUGGCCAAGCAUAUAACUUUCGCGAGUCGUGUUGGUUGUGUUAUGUUUAUCGUAACGUGCACAAGAUUGAAAAACUAAAUUUUACAGCAUUAUUCACAUUAAAUGUGAACAGUGCGUGACGUGCGUCUAUGAAUGCGCGCUAAGCUAAACAACAUUGUUUAGUUACUGAACUUUGAGCAGACACUCACAAAAAUACACAAAAUAUGCCGCUGCCCAAGCGAUCCAUCGAGCCAGUGCAUGUGGCGCGUUCUGUUUAUCAGCAGGAUGAGCUGCAGUCAGUGGAGCUGGAGACAGUGACAAAUACGACGCUGACAAACAUCAUAAGGCAAUUGUCAUCGUUAUCCAAGCAUGCUGAGGAUGUUUUCGGUGAACUGGCACGGGAUGUGGGCAACAUAGGAGAUCGCGCAAACUCACUGCAAGCGCGCAUUGAUCGUCUGGCCAUCAAGGUGACGCAGCUGGACAGCACAGUGGAGGAAGUGCCGCUCACAGAUAUAACACGCAAGAAGGCUUUCAAAUCGGCCAAAGUGUUCGAUCAGCAGAUAUUCUCACGCUCCACAAUGCCGGCGCCCAUGCUGGAGACGUAUGCACAAUGCGAUAAGCCGCCGCCACUGGACAAGCUCAAUGUGUAUCGUGACGAUGGCAAGGAUGGCCUCAAAUUCUAUACAGAUCCCAAUUACUUCUUUGAGCUCUGGCGGCAAGAGAUGAUCAAGGAUACGGAGCGUGUGAUGCACGACAAGGGCAAGAAAAUGCAUCGACCGCGACAAGAAGGCGCUGGCGGUGGCGCCACAAAUCGUCACAAGAAACGCGUACGAACGCCACACAACACGCGAGAGAAGCAGCGACAAAUUGCUCUGGGACAUGGCGAGACUCUUAUGCCCAACAAUUUUAUCUAUCGCACACCCAAUGCUAUUACCAACGAAGAGAGCGGCUAUGGCACUCAGCUAGUCCAAAUCCAAACUGUAAUCGCUGAUAGCGACUUGCAGCUGGGAACACUGGCGCGCCGAAGACCUUUACCAUCAGAGCUGGGAAAUUUUCAGGACUUACAAGACGUAGAUACAGUUAAGCCCUAUAAUAUGCUCUCACAUUUGGAGAAUAACAGUAAUCUAGCAAAGCAAACGGCUAUCGCUAUAACAGAUAUGGGCGGCAUUUAUGAUACGCGUCCGCCGCGUCCCAAUUCGAUUGAGCUGCGCACUUAUCCGGCGGAGCAGCUCGAUGGCAGCGGCUACGACCAAUUGACACCACAGACGGCCAAUCAAUAUGCCGCUGCAUAUGGCACCAAUGGCAUUCAGCAGCAGCAGAUGCAUCAUCAGGGCCAACAGCAGAUGUAUGAUGGCACGCUCUAUGGACAGUACGGACAGAGCGGUGGACAAGGCGCGCUCUCGCCGGAGCCCAUUUAUGGACCGGGUACACCGUCACGCAACAAGCCGCGACCAUCGCAGCCACCACCGGCGCCGCCUUCCAAUGGCAGCGGCGGUGGCACGCCAAAUGCCUCCAAUGCCAAUACGCCCACGCGUGGACGCAGCAUGUCCACCAGUCGUGAUGCAUUGCCACCGCCGCCCCCUGUGCCGGAUGUGGUAUCGCCCAUGGGCGUUAUGAAUGGCAAUGCCAGUGGUCAUAUGGCGGCCAAGCUGCUGGGACGCACCAAUAGCACAUCGCGAGCUGGCUCUCCGCAGAUGGCGCCCAGCAGCACUGCCAACGAUUUGGUCAUGGCGCAACUCAACAACACUUUCAACAGCAUGAGCAUGGCACACAACAAUCAACAAUCAAGCGAUUUUCCACCGCCGCCACCAGUGCCGGACCAGCACUCGCCCAAAAUGUCGCCCCCGAAUGCAGCGCCGCCGCCACCACCGCCGCCUCCACCAGUUGAGGACGGUCUGGGCACAGUACAAAUGCCAACGCAUCCGCAUCAGAUCAUGCCCAAGUCGCUGGUCAAUGGCGAUAUGCAGCAGUUAUUGCAGCCCAAUGGCAAUACACAUAUAGUGGCAGCCAAGAAGAUAAUGCCACCAUUCCAUGACCCACGCAACGAUCUAAUGAAGGCCAUAAGAGAUGGCAUCAGUUUGCGCAAGGUGGAAAAGUCGGAGCUGAAGGAAAUUGAGCGUAAUACGGCUAUGCUGGAUGUUGCCUCCAUUUUGGCCAGACGUGUGGCCAUCGAGCUAUCCGAGUCGGAGGAUUCGGAUAGCGAAGAUGACAGUGAGGGCUGGAUGGAACCAAACGAGACGUCCGCUUGAUCCCUGAUUGCCACGCUCAAGCCGGACAAAGCGAAAAAGAAAAAGUAAUUCCAAAGAAAAUAGCAAACAGCAAGCAUUAUGUACGCCCCUCCCACUACCCACAACAGAAUUGGAUUACUUCAAAAGCGCCAAAGCUUGUUUUUUUUUUUGUUUUUUAUAUAUAAAUAUAAAAAUGUACUUCCUAAGAGUAUAAACUAUGCAAGUUUGCAUACAGAACAUACACACACUUAAACCUUAAAUCAAAAAUAGCAAACGAAUUGUACAUAUAACAGAUAUACAAACAUACCAAGCGCUAUAAUGGCUAAUAGUAUAUGCUAGGGCUGAUAUAUAGAAACAAAAUCACAAAAUACGACUAUAUAAAAACAUAUUCACAAACAGGCUUAGCCUAGGCCUCCUCGUUAGGGAAUCCAAAUCAAUACUCGUCUAGUUGAGCGCUAAACUCCUUCCCAUAACGUCACUCUACUGCAGCAUUUAAAAUUAAUAAGCAAUGAAAAGCAGUACAGUAAAUUAUCUAUACAUAUAGUUAGCUAUAAAACUUGGUAUUUGGAACUAAAACGAUAUUUAAACUUUAUAAAACUCGAAUACGAAAAUGAUUAUUAACCAACGUCAACAAAAGGCAUAUUAAACAAGUAUACAUACUAUAAUCAACAUAAUGUGAGCAUAAAUUUAGAAAUUUGUACAUAUACUAAUAAUAAUAAUAACCUUUUUCACACGCUAUGAAACUGCAAUAUAUAUAAAAACUAUAACCGCAUAACUAUAAAAUAUAAAUAAACGUGUAUUCUAAACUUUAAAUUGCUGCAAAACGUUGAAUUGCAUAGCUAAAACAAAAAUACUGUGUAUUAUGAUUUUGUAUUGUGUUUAAAGCUUAUACUAUAAAAACAAAAAGUAAUAAUA
Drosophila busckii is the source of this 3183-nucleotide messenger RNA. RefSeq names its product wiskott-Aldrich syndrome protein family member 2 (gene SCAR). The coding region runs from base 265 to 2289 and encodes 674 amino acids. The transcript has 7 exons. NCBI's taxonomy places the organism in Eukaryota, Metazoa, Arthropoda, Insecta, Diptera, Drosophilidae. Gene Ontology annotation, cellular component: cytoskeleton; SCAR complex. Gene Ontology annotation, biological process: actin cytoskeleton organization; positive regulation of Arp2/3 complex-mediated actin nucleation. The record is from RefSeq and is a predicted model, not a curated record. Gene Ontology annotation, molecular function: Arp2/3 complex binding; protein kinase A regulatory subunit binding; actin binding.